Molecule: messenger RNA, 1804 nt
Organism: Coprinopsis cinerea okayama7#130
Lineage: Eukaryota; Fungi; Basidiomycota; Agaricomycetes; Agaricales; Psathyrellaceae
Exons: 4
Coding region: 41-1804 (587 amino acids)
Biological process (GO): DNA replication initiation
Cellular component (GO): DNA replication preinitiation complex
Source: RefSeq, a predicted model, not a curated record
CGACCAUCUCCUCCUUCCCUUCCACAAUCUCAAUGCGAAAAUGGGCUCAAUAUCACCCCUAACCUACACUCUAGACACAGAAACGAGAGUAAACUGGUCCACAGCACAAGAGAAAUCUAUCUCAACCGAGUACCCAUUCGAACUGGACCAAGAAUCGGCAGAACAAUUCGUGUAUCGGACGUACCUCAAUUUCUUAUGGUUGCCUCAGUCAAUAAUGCAACUGGCGCUCCUCAUCCCCUCACUCCGACGCGUCCAAGCACCUUCAACAUCUCAAGUACACCCCCUCCACUCUCUCCUCGACACCCUCCUCUCCACGUCGGCUCUCGUAACCAAGAAAUACCACACCGAACUCCCACAGAUCCUAGAUAACGGAGGCGGAGCAGGCGAGAUGGAGGAAACGAUGAUGUGGUACGCCGUCACGCACGAAAUGGGCGGUGGUGAAACAGAGACGGAAGACGAGUUGUGGAUGGACGCCAAGUGGCGGGCGAACUGGUUGAACAGGAUGGAGCGGCGUGAAGUCCAAAUCCAAAUCCUUUUAUAUUGUUUGAAACUCUCGCUCCCAGGCCCCCAACCAAAACCCCGCCGCAAAAGCAAACGCAAGCGCUCAGAAUCGGAAGAACCACAGCUCGAAGACCACCUCGAAGCUUUUGCGGAUAAACUCUCCACAUGGCAGCUCCUCGCCAAACUGGACGACGUGAAAGGCGGCGAGUCCAAUGCGGAUAACGAGCGAGACUGGAUGCAGGUGUUUUGUGAGGAUGUUGUUGAACCCGAAUUCAAGUCGACCCUCCCCGAAAUCUGCGCCAUGCUCCGCUCCAAAGUCUUCCCCUACUCCCCAUUCUCAGAUACAGAUUCCGACACGUCCACAGCACGUGCUUCCUCUCCCGACGUCGAAUCCCAAUCCCAAACACGCGCCUCCUCCCGUGCACCGUCGAUGUCCCGCGCACCCUCCAUGUCGCGUCAAGCCAGCGCACGCGAACUCGCCCGCGCACGAUCGCGUUCUCUCUCCGUUUCGCUCGCACAAGAAAGCCAGGAACGAGCGGCGAGUGUGGGCGUGGGUACGACUGGAGGACCCAAACGCCGCGCUGUGAUUAGGGAAAUUAGUAUGUCGCGAGCGUUUAAGCCUAAGGUUAAGCCACCUCCUGCCCCUGGAGGUGUCGGUUCGCAGUCGCAAUCGCAGAAAGACAAAGACGCGGCUGGUGGAGGCGGGGGAGGUGCUGGGGAUACGAAGAAAGGCAAAGGAAAGGAUAUGGGUGUCACGCUUGUCGAGGAGACGCCUGUCACCGUACGCUCCAAGUCGUUCUCUGUUUCGCAUACGCAGGGUCUGGCGAGGAACCUUUCGACGACGUUCUCGACUGUUAUUUCUUCUUCUUCCUCCGCCUCUGGCUUGACGUCAACGACUACGACUACCGUUGCUGCAGCCUCCGGAUCCACGGCCACAACGACGACUACGACGACUUCGCUAGCGGCAUCGAGAUCCCAAUCGACCUCCAGACCCCUGUUCGGAGUGACGAACCUCCGCCUCUCGAGUGCACGUUCGUUCAACAAUACUCUCACUAAUACACCUAGCAAUGACGUACUCGACGAAAACGACGACGAUGACAACUGGCAAAUCGAAAGUUCACCUGACAUCCUCUUGCUUACGCCUUCAAAAGCGGAAUUUAACAUCAGCGGUCCACCGACUUCGAGUCCCGGGGAUGUAACUAUGGAUCUGGAUAUGGGCUUGGAUGAUAUGGAUAUGGACGGGGAGGAACCUGCUACACCUUGUAAACCUAAACCUGGGAGGGGUCGGGCGAGGCGCCGGUAG